Messenger RNA from Lactuca saligna, 573 nucleotides. The record is from the annotation of a GenBank genome assembly. NCBI's taxonomy places the organism in Eukaryota, Viridiplantae, Streptophyta, Magnoliopsida, Asterales, Asteraceae.
AUGCCCAGUCGUCCGAGGUUCAGCACCCUCGCCUCGAGUCAUUUGGCUUCUCAGUCCGACUCCAUUAUAGGUGUAAGCUCCGCAUGUGAGGUUCAGCACCCUCGCCUCGAGUCGCCUGGCUUCUCAUCCCGACUCCAUUAUAGUGGCAAGCUCCGCAUGCGAGCGACAAGCUCUGCAUGCGAGGUUCAGCACCCUCGCCUUGAGUCGUUUGGCUUCUCAGCCCGAAUCCAUUAUAGCGGCAAGCUCCGCAUGCGAGAGGCAAGCUCUACAUGCGAGGUCCAGUACCUCGCCUCGAGUCGCUUGGCUUCUCUGUCUGACUCCAUUAUAGUGGCACGCUCCGCAUACGAGGUUCAGCACCCUCACCUCAAGUUGUUUGGCUUCUCAGCCCGACUCCAUUAUAGCAACAUGCUCCGACCAUUCCACACGAUGCUUUCCCGUGUGAUGUAUCUACGAUCACUGGCAUCCAAGCCCGAUACAUUCCACGCGACGCUCUCUCGAGCGAUCUAUCUACGAUCGUUAGCAGCCAAAACCGAUCUGUUACACGCCAGGCUUUCCCGCAUGACACCUCCAUGA